Heterostelium album PN500 is the source of this 207-nucleotide messenger RNA. RefSeq lists its product as uncharacterized. Bases 1 to 207 code for a protein of 68 amino acids. The record is from RefSeq and is a predicted model, not a curated record. The transcript is spliced from 4 exons. Lineage: Eukaryota; Evosea; Eumycetozoa; Acytosteliales; Acytosteliaceae.
AUGUCUCAAUUAACCUCUAGAUUGUUAAAGGGAUCAGCAUCUACCUUUUUGCGUAAUAAUCCAUCGAUGCUUGGUGUUAGACAUUUCCAUAGUACUCUUCCAAAUGCUGGUGCAAGAUGGGAUGAUAAGCAGAUUCAAUCAAAUACAACGACGACAACAACAACAACAGCAGGUAGCAAUUAUCAUUUAAGUUUAAAAAGAUUUUAA